This is a messenger RNA of Oncorhynchus gorbuscha (pink salmon), 2505 nucleotides long. It is a transcript of the gene eps8l3b, whose product is annotated as EPS8-like 3b. The transcript has 20 exons. Gene Ontology annotation, cellular component: vesicle; ruffle membrane; plasma membrane. Gene Ontology annotation, biological process: Rho protein signal transduction; regulation of Rho protein signal transduction; positive regulation of ruffle assembly. NCBI's taxonomy places the organism in Eukaryota, Metazoa, Chordata, Actinopteri, Salmoniformes, Salmonidae. Gene Ontology annotation, molecular function: actin binding. The record is from RefSeq and is a predicted model, not a curated record. Bases 269 to 2257 code for a protein of 662 amino acids.
GGUUUAUGUUUCCGUUCAACGUGAAAUGUUCACCUCACUGAAUACACCCUUGCAGGUGGACUUUGACCUUGGCGUUUCCAAGCAGGAAGUCAAGGAUAAUAUUUGUCUUUUUUUUUUUUGUACCUGCCGAUUGUGUCAGAUGCUUGUCUUGGAAUAUGUAUGUCACUGUUGUAUUAUAAGAGGCUUGCUCAUGGAACAGUGAACUCAAGAGGACACAGGCUACAUUCACAGAUUGGUGACGUCACGAUUCAAAAAAAAGAAAUAAAAAAUGUUCAGGAAUAAUAGCGUGCCGUUUCCCUCUCAACCAAGAGGGUUCCCUCAGGAGGAUCCUCCCUCUCAGAGGUCCAGUAUAACCAGACCCAAUGCCAAGUCCAUAUACAUGCAAAGGAAGGAGUAUUCUGAAACGAUGAACAACCAACCAGACAACUUUCAGUACAGGGUGGAGCACCUGUUUACGUGCGAGUUGGACGGUCAGGAGGUGCGCAACUUGAAUGACUGUGUGACCAGGCUGCAGAGGCUGGAGGCUAAGGGCCGUGUCUGGGGGCAGGAGGUGAUCCUGGAGGUCCAGGGAGGAUACCUUCAGCUCAAUGACAUCGAGACCAAGGCAGAGCUGGAGUACGUGCCUCUGGGAAGUGUAGUUCAGACCAAGGCUGUGUUGGACACUUGUGCCUACAACUCCCUGCUCACUGUUAUGGUCCAGGAACGCAACAGACGCAUCCCUCAAGUCUUUAUGUUCCAGUGUGAGGAGGUUGGGGCAGAGCAUAUCAGAGAAGACCUGGACAAGGCUGUCCAACACAACGCUAAUGCUCCUCCUCCUGAACCUCGCAGAGAACCAAGCAGACACAAGAGUAAUCUGGAGAACAUCAUCGGUCAACAUGGGAAUGGCUUCUGGCCCAUUGGUCCUGCUCCUCCCAUGAUGCUGCAGGAGAGGACCCCUCCUCCCCCUGACCGCACUGCCCCGGUGUACAACAACAGAAACGAGAGCUUCCCUCCCCCUCCAGUCUACAACCCACUACAGGAGCCCCUGCACAGUCCGGAGGUAUACGGAGGGUCACAGCAGUACGGAGCUAGAGACCAAGAGCCUCGCCAACCCCAGCCUCAAUACACUGACACAGAGAGGAAUGUGGACAUUUUAAACCAUGUGCUGAACGACGUGGAGCUCUUCAUGGGGAAAGUAGCCGCUCCUAAUGAAGAGAAGAACAACAAGAAGAAAAAGAAGAAGAAAAGCUCAAAGCCAAACGCUGCCAACUUGCCACAUUGGGAGGAGUUUAUUGUCUGUCUUAAGAAAAUCAAGUAUGGAUUCAACCUGCUGGGCAAGCUGAAUGGAGAGAUCCAGAACCCUAGCGCUGCAGACUUUGUCCACAUUCUCUUCUCUACUCUGGGCAUGUUGAUGUGCCACUACUCCCCUGACCUGCCCCCCUCUGUCCUGGCCCCCCUGCUAACAGAGCCAGCACUCAUCUUGCUUAGCCAGGUGGUCACCCCAGAGGAGGACAAGAAAUGGAGGGCCCUGGGAGACUCCUGGAACAUCCCCAGGUCCAAAUGGCCAGACGGUCACAUGAUCCCGCCCUACAACCCAGAGUUCUAUGAUGGUUGGCAGCUGCCACAGCCUGUCCCACCGGCAGCCAAUCAGGGACUGAGCAGGAGCAACAGCCAACACAUCCCCCUGAGAAAGGAAAUGAUGCAACAGAUGCCUGAUGAGGGCAGGCAGUUGAGCAGGAGCAACAGCCAAUACAUGCAACGGCCUGAGGAGCUCAUGAUGAACUCUCCACCAUCUUUACGCCCCAGUGAGCUGGCCCCAGUGAGGAUGCGUGUGAUCUAUGACUUUAUGGCCAGGAACCCCCAGGAGCUGAGCAUUAUGAAGGGAGAGGUUGUCCAGGUCGUAGACAAGUCGGGGCAGUGGUGGAGGAUCCGUAAUGAACGUGGCGAGGAGGGUCACGUUGCUAAGAACGUUCUAGAGCCUCUGGAUGGAGGGAGACCCUGGGAUGAGGGCCAGGAGGUGCGCUCCCCUCCACCCCUCAACAUGCAGUCCAGACCUGCAGAGGUGAAAGCCUGGCUGGAAUACAAGGCCUUCUCCAAAAUAACGGUUCGUAGCCUGAGCGUGCUGAACGGAGCCCUGCUACUGGGGAUGUCCAAAGAUGAGAUGAGGACGGUGUGUCCAGAGGAAGGAGGAAGAGUCUUCUUCCAGCUGCAGGCUAUCAAGUCCUCCAUAGCCCUUGCCAGUGAGUCCAAUGGAUAUGGCCCUUAUAACGGUCGUUAGGCUGACUCGUCUCAAGUAACAACCAAGAGCCAACUGAGGGAGAAGAAUAACUCAACUAUUUAACCUUUCAUUUAAUCAUAUAUUAUUUUUGUCCAUUCAUAGACGGGUUGGUGGUUUAGCAACAAAGCCGAUGUGUGAGUAACUAUGUGUCAAAACACAGAUUGGUUUUGACUGUUGACAACAUGUAAACUGUAUUAUUUCUUUAAAUGUUUUAUCGAUUAUACAUAAAUAAAUUUUCACAAUCAGCA